This is a messenger RNA of Chaetomium strumarium, 798 nucleotides long. RefSeq names its product small-subunit processome. Gene Ontology annotation, cellular component: nucleolus; small-subunit processome. NCBI's taxonomy places the organism in Eukaryota, Fungi, Ascomycota, Sordariomycetes, Sordariales, Chaetomiaceae. Gene Ontology annotation, biological process: rRNA processing. The record is from RefSeq and is a predicted model, not a curated record. Bases 1 to 798 code for a protein of 265 amino acids. The transcript is spliced from 2 exons.
AUGUCGUCUUUACGGAAUAGCGUCCAGCGGCGCGCUCAUCGCGAGCGGGCGCAGCCCCUGGAACGGCAGCGGCUCGGCCUGCUCGAGAAGCACAAGGACUACCAAAAGCGGGCGAAGGACUACAACAAGAAGAAAGCCGUGCUCAAGUCACUGCGGCAAAAGGCCGCCGAGCGCAACGAGGAUGAGUUCUACUUCGGCAUGAUGUCCCGCAAGGGCCCGGGCUCCUCCAUCACGCGCGGCAAGUCCUUCACCGGCAUGGUUGACGGCGACCGCGGCAACAAGGCGAUGGACGUGGACACGGUCCGGCUUCUCAAGACGCAGGAUCUAGGCUACAUCCGGACGAUGCGGAAUGUGGCUGCCAAGGAGGUGCGCGAGCUGGAGGAGCGGUUCGUCCUUGCUGGCGGGACGGAGCAGGUCGGGGACGAUGAGGACGAGGACAGCGAUGACGACGUGGGCCCGCCUACCUCUCAACCACAAAAGCCUAAAAAGAUCGUCUUUUUCGAUGCGCCCGAGGAGAGAGAGCGGGCGUUGGAAGCACAAGCGGAUGAUGAAGACGACGAGAUGCAAGACGACGACGGAGGGGAGGAGGAGGAUGAGCAGGCAGUAGCGGCACGUCGGAAAGCACAGAAUCUGGAGAAGCUCGGGCGGAGACUAAAGGCGGCUAAGAAGAAGCUCAAAGCGCUGGCGGACGCCGAAUACGAGUUGGAGUUGCAGCAGGCCAAGAUGGCAAAGACGGCGACGUCAGGGGGUAUCACAAAGAGCGGUCGAAGGUUGAGAGUAAGGGAGAGGAAGAGGUAG